Papaver somniferum (opium poppy) is the source of this 501-nucleotide messenger RNA. RefSeq lists its product as uncharacterized. The coding region runs from base 1 to 501 and encodes 166 amino acids. The record is from RefSeq and is a predicted model, not a curated record. The transcript is spliced from 3 exons. NCBI's taxonomy places the organism in Eukaryota, Viridiplantae, Streptophyta, Magnoliopsida, Ranunculales, Papaveraceae.
AUGGGGAUCAAGAUUGAUAUGGCUAAAGCCUUUGACAGAGUGUACUGGAAGUUUCUUCAUACAAUUAUGGUCAAAAUUGGCUUCAACUCUGAAUGGUGCAACAAGAUUAUGCAAUGCAUAUCCACUACUUCUACUGCUGUCCUUCUAAAUGGCUCCCCUGACAAAUUCUUUAACCCUACUAGAGGACUCAGGCAAGGAGACCCAUGUCUCCUUACCUGUUUCUUUUCUGCAUGGAGGCACUAUCCAGAAUAUUAUCUCAUGCUGAAGAUUUGGGCAAACACUAUUGAAGCACAGAAUCUCAAGGAUAUCCUCAACAUUUUUGGAGAUACUUUUGGCCAACUCAUCAAUUUCAGCAAAUCAGGAGUCUUCUUCAGCAAGGACACUAAUCCAGCUCUUAUGCCUAUUAUCUGCAAGCUUCUUGGAGUUCAAAUUCUUCCUACAAAUGACAAGUAUUUUUGGAGACCAGCCACAUAUAGGGGAGGUCAUCUUCCAAAUUCAUAA